Messenger RNA from Panonychus citri (citrus red mite), 1270 nucleotides. RefSeq names its product calcium channel flower-like. The transcript has 5 exons. Gene Ontology annotation, biological process: vesicle-mediated transport. Bases 146 to 724 code for a protein of 192 amino acids. The record is from RefSeq and is a predicted model, not a curated record. Lineage: Eukaryota; Metazoa; Arthropoda; Arachnida; Trombidiformes; Tetranychidae. Gene Ontology annotation, cellular component: membrane.
GUGAAUAAUUGUAACAAGUGGUUUUCUUGGUUAAUGACAUUGAAUUAGUUUGUUUUAAUUGUUACUAAUUUAUUUUUCUUUCAAUCAAUUGUUAUUUAUUAAUGUUUAUUAGUUGAUUUACUUUUACAAUAAUUAGGGUGUUAAAAUGUUUUCUCAAUCCAUGAGAGAUCAACUUCAACCUCCUCCAGGUCAAGAGGAAGUUCCUUGGCUCUUCUCAACUCUGGCCCGUGGAGUCUCAACGAUUGCUGGUUUAUUAUCGAUAUUCUUUGGUAUAUGGGCUAUGAUUGGAUUUGAUUUUAGUUGCUUACUUGCUGGUAUUUUACUUAUUUGUGAAGGUAUUGCUGUUACUCUAAUUGAAUCACCUUGUCUAUGUGUUUUUUUGGAUUUUGCUCAUCUUCCAAGUCGUUUCUAUGAAGGAAAACCACACUGGUGGAAAGCUUCGACUUAUGCAUUAUUUUCAGUGAUACCUUUCUUUAUAUGUCAAAACUUUUCCACUAUAUUAUCCUGUUGUUUAUUGGCAGCUGCAUCUGCUACUUAUUUGAUUCUUAGCUUGGGAAAGAAAGCAAGUGUUGAAGAAAUGAGAACUAAAGCAAUGUCAGAGAAUCCAAGUGCCAUCCUAGUGAAUAAUGAAGCCGCAAUCGACAAAUCAGGACCAGCUCAGUUUACACCAUCGGUAGCUCUUGGUGACAUGAGAAAUAAUCAGCCAACAAUUGUUACAUAUUGAUUUUAACGAAAACAUUCAAUGCAAACAAUAUAAAUCAUCAAUAAUUGAUCAAACCAUGAAAGAAAGGGGAAAAGACACUUUUACUGAAAAAGGAACUUCAUCUGGCAUCUUUGAUCCAAUCAAUAUGUGUGAUUGUGUUUACAUCAUUCAUAUUGAUCAAAGUUUAAGAUGAACAAUCAACCUAAUUACAUUCACUGUCCAUUGAAAAUCAUAAAACUCUCUUCCACCAAGAUGUCAUCCUAUUCAUUUUAACUUCAUCAGAACUUCCAUCUUUUUAUCGUCUUCCUUUACCUACGAAACCACAAUGGAGAUGAUUCUCAACUGUUCUUAACCAUUUUUCUUCUCUCUCUCUCUCUCACAUCUAAUCCAUGAUGUUAUCGUCAUCCAUGUCUCUUAUAUAUCAAAUGUCACACCCUCGCCCACCAUGAAUUCACACUUCCAGUUCCACUUUUCGUCCUCUCUUCAUCACCACCGUCGCCUUCAAAUAUUUUAGUCCAUUUUAUUUUUCAAAAAAGGAAACUUAAUUAUAAACUUUAAUCAACUUUC